UUUGGAUCGUGGACAAUUUCGAGCGUUGACACGCUCGAAUAACAGGCUUCAUCAUUGCGAAUAUAAUUCCAAUUAUGAUGUUGGGACGGAAGCAAAGCUUGAAAGGAGAACCUGUCCUGGCAGAUUAUGGACCAGAGGAGUCACUCAACGAAAGCGCUGACAUCGAAUGGGUGAACAAACUAUGGGUGAGGAGAUUGAUGAGAUUUUGUGCAUUAGUUUCUUUAGCCUCGGUCUGCCUUAAUACCCCAAAGACAUUUGAAAAAGUACCACCACUUCAAUACGUCACCUUUAUUUGUGAUCUUGUUGUCACAUUUUUAUUUACUGCAGAAAUGAUAGCGAAAAUGCACAUUCGUGGUAUAUUGAAAAAUGAAAAAUCAUAUUUAAAAGAUCAUUGGUGUCAAUUCGACGCGAGUAUGGUAUUUUUUCUUUGGCUAUCCGUAAUUCUUCAAAUGUUCGAGAUGCUACAAUUUGUCUUAAAAUUCAGCUAUGCAUCUAUUCUGCGAGCGCCUCGGCCACUUAUAAUGAUUCGAUUCCUUCGUGUAUUUCUCAAAUUUUCAAUGCCUAAAGCCAGAAUCAAUCAAAUUUUCAAACGUUCGAGCCAACAAAUUUACAAUGUGACGCUUUUUUUCCUAUUUUUUAUGUCCCUGUACGGUCUACUUGGAGUCCAAUUCUUUGGCGAACUUAAAAAUCACUGCGUAUUAAAUACGACCGAUCCACGUCAUAUUACCAUCAACAGCCUCGCAAUUCCUGAUACGUUUUGUUCUACGGAUCCAAAAUCUGGUUAUCAAUGCCCCGAGGGCAUGAAGUGCUUAAAAUUAGAAUUAUCCAAAUACAUCAUGGGUUUUAACGGAUUUGAUGAGUUCGCAACAAGUAUAUUCACGGUGUACCAAGCCGCGUCACAAGAAGGUUGGGUUUUCAUAAUGUAUAGAGCAAUCGACAGUUUGCCAGCUUGGCGCCCUAUAUUGUACUUUAGUACAAUGAUCUUCUUUCUUGCGUGGCUAGUAAAGAAUGUAUUCAUAGCGGUUAUUACAGAGACAUUUAAUGAAAUUCGAGUUCAGUUUCAACAAAUGUGGGGCGUUCGAAGCACAAUUAGCAAUAGCUCAGCUUCUCAAAUAUUGACGGGAGAUGAAAAUGGAUGGAAAUUAGUAACCGUCGAUGAGAACAAGCACGGCGGCUUAGCUUCGCCUAUGUGUCAGGCAAUCCUACGUUCACCCCAAUUUCGUAUGGUAGUUAUGUGUGCCAUUCUUGCCAACGGUAUCACCACAGCCACCAUGAACUUUAAGCACGAUGAACGUCCUAGGCAUACUUUUUAUGAUAAAUACUACUAUGCCGAGAUCGCCUUUACCGUACUUCUCGAUCUUGAGACACUUUUCAAGAUAUGUUGUCUCGGCUUUCGCAGUUAUUAUAAACAUUCUAUACAUAAAUUUGAGCUACUUCUUGCCAUCGGUACUACUAUACAUGUCAUACCCUUUUUCUAUCUUUCUGGCUUCACUUAUUUUCAGGUUCUUCGAAUUGUUCGUUUAAUUAAAGCUUCGCCAAUGUUAGAAGACUUUGUUUAUAAAAUUUUUGGCCCCGGAAAAAAAUUGGGUAGCCUAAUCAUUUUUACAAUGUGUUUACUUGUUAUAUCCUCAAGUAUUUCAAUGCAGCUUUUUUGUUUUUUAUGCGAUUUCACUAAAUUCGAAACAUUUCCAGAGGCUUUUAUGUCUAUGUUCCAAAUCUUAACGCAAGAAGCGUGGGUGGAAGUUAUGGAUGAAACUAUGGUGCGAACACACGAAUCAAUUGCACCAUUAGUCGCUGUUUACUUCAUUCUCUACCAUCUGUUUGUUACAUUGAUUGUAUUGAGUCUUUUCGUUGCUGUAAUUCUAGAUAAUCUUGAAUUGGAUGAGGAUAUAAAGAAGCUAAAACAAUUAAAAUUUCGUGAACAAAGUGCUGAAAUUAAAGAAACGUUGCCUUUUAGAUUAAGAAUUUUUGAAAAAUUUCCAGAUAGUCCUCAAAUGACAUGUUUACACAAAGUACCUUCAGAUUUUAAUCUUCCAAAAGUAAGAGAAAGUUUUAUGAGACAAUUUGUUUAUGAAAUGGAAGACGAUGAAAAUGAAGGGAACAAGAGAAUUAAUGAAACUUUUGAUUCAAAAAUGGUAUAUCGAAAACAAUGUCCAGUUCAAAUUUUAAAUAAACCUCUGAAAGUUAGAACUGUUGAGACAAAUUUGAAGAAAGCUGCAGUUACCUACAUUAUAAAUGAUUCGAAUAAUCAACGAUUAUUGUUAGGUGAUUCUGCUAUGAUUCCAGUUCCAGGCAAAGGGCUCCUAAAACCACAAGGAGCAGUUAGUAGUACAAAACAGCUACGAAUCGACCAAAAAAAAUCAAUACGCAGAAGUGUUCGAAGUGGUUCAAUAAAAUUAAAACAAACUUAUGAACACCUCAUGGAAAAUGGUGAUAUUGGAGCUAUGAAUCGUGUGAGUUCAUCGCGUAGUAGACCCCAUGAUUUAGAUAUCAAGUUGUUACAAGCCAAGAGGCAACAAGCUGAAAUGAGAAGAAAUCAACGCGAGGAAGAUUUAAGGGAGAAUCAUCCAUUUUUCGAUACACCGCUAUUUGCAGUACCUCGAGAAAGUAAAUUUCGAAAAAUUUGUCAGUUGUUAGUAUACGCCAGAUAUGAUGCAAGAUUAAAAGAUCCAUUAACGGGGAAGGAAAGAAAAGUUAAAUAUAAAAGUUUGCAUAAUUUUCUUGGGCUUGUAACUUAUUUGGAUUGGGUGAUGAUUUGCGCAACAACCUUUUCUUGCAUCUCUAUGAUGUUCGAAACACCAAAAUAUCGUGUAAUGGAAGUCCCAGCAUUGCAAAUAGCCGAAUAUGGUUUCGUAAUUUUCAUGAGUAUUGAAUUAGCGUUAAAAAUAUUAGCUGAUGGACUAUUUUUCACCCCAAAAGCAUAUAUUAAAGAUGUUGCCUCGAUUUUAGAUGUCUUUAUUUAUGUGGUAAGUCUCGUAUUCCUGUGUUGGAUGCCACGAAGCGUAGCGCCGAAUUCUGGAGCUCAACUUUUGAUGAUAUUGCGUUGCGUUCGACCGUUGAGAAUAUUUACCUUAGUACCUCAUAUGCGCAAAGUUGUCUACGAACUUUGUCGCGGAUUUAAGGAAAUUCUUCUCGUUUCAAUUCUUCUAAUUCUUCUCAUGUUUGUUUUCGCAAGCUAUGGUGUGCAGUUAUAUGGCGGGCGUCUAGCGCGCUGUAAUGAUCCAACUAUAACAAAACGCGAAGAGUGUGUGGGUGUAUUUAUGCGUCGAGUAUUUGUUACAAAAAUGAAGCUACAACCUGGACAAAAUGAGAGCUAUCCAUCUAUUCUUGUACCACGUGUCUGGGCUAAUCCAAGACGUUUCAAUUUUGAUAAUAUCGGAGAUGCGAUCUUAGCUCUGUUUGAAGUUCUAUCUUUCAAAGGUUGGCUUGAUGUUCGUGAUGUAUUGAUUAAAGCUUUAGGGCCAGUACAUGCCAUAUAUAUACACAUCUACAUUUUUCUUGGUUGCAUGAUAGGCCUCACAUUAUUUGUAGGUGUGGUCAUUGCUAAUUAUUCUGAGAAUAAAGGAACGGCAUUGCUUACAGUCGAUCAGAGACGAUGGUGUGAUUUGAAGAAAAGAUUGAAAAUUGCUCAGCCAUUGCAUUUACCACCAAGACCUGAUGGCAAAAAAUUUCGUGCUUUCAUUUACGAUAUUACGCAAAAUAUUUAUUUCAAACGAUUUAUAGCAGUAGUGGUACUUAUCAAUAGUGCUUUACUAUGUGUUUCGUGGAGGAUUGAGGAAGAACACACGGAACCUCUAGUUAUCGUUUCUACUAUGUUUACUUUAAUAUUUUUAAUUGAAGUUAUAAUGAAAAAUAUUGCAUUUACUCCACGUGGUUAUUGGCAAUCUAGAAGAAAUCGCUACGAUCUUUUUGUUACAGUUUUAGGAGUUAUUUGGAUUGUUAUUCACGCUACAAUGAAGAACGAUGGGUCACAUAUCAUGGGUUUUGUCGUUGUUAUUUUAAGAUUUUUCACUAUCACAGGAAAACACACUACGUUAAAAAUGUUAAUGCUAACAGUUGGUGUCUCUGUAUGUAAAAGUUUCUUCAUCAUUUUUGGAAUGUUUCUUCUUGUAUUCUUUUAUGCACUAGCUGGUACAAUAAUAUUUGGAACUGUUAAAUAUGGUGAAGGCAUUGGAAGGCGAGCUAAUUUUGAAUCGCCAGUCACGGGUGUAGCGAUGCUCUUUCGAAUUGUUACGGGUGAAGAUUGGAACAAAAUCAUGCACGACUGCAUGGUACAACCGCCUUAUUGUACGCCAGCUGAUAAUUAUUGGGAAACUGAUUGUGGAAAUUUCCAUGCAUCAUUAAUUUACUUCUGUACCUUUUACGUUAUUAUUACAUAUAUAGUCCUUAAUCUCUUAGUAGCUAUUAUCAUGGAAAACUUCUCCCUUUUUUAUUCGAACGAAGAAGAUGCUUUAUUAUCGUAUGCUGAUAUCAGAAAUUUUCAAAACACUUGGAACGUUGUCGAUAUCUAUCAAAAAGGAGUAAUACCAGUGCGACGGGUCAAAUUUAUAUUGAGGCUAUUAAAAGGUCGAUUAGAAACUGAUCCGCAAAAGGAUAGACUUCUUUUUAAGUAUAUGUGUUAUGAACUUGAAAGAUUGCACAACGGAGAAGAUGUUACUUUUCAUGAUGUUAUAAAUAUGUUAUCAUAUCGAUCAGUUGACAUUAGAAAAGCAUUACAAUUAGAAGAGCUUUUAGCGCGAGAAGAAUUUGAAUAUAUAAUUGAAGAAGAAGUUGCAAAACAGACUAUAAGAACAUGGUUGGAAGGAUGUUUGAAAAAAAUACGAGCUGUUGGUAAGCAACAAAAUAGUUUAAUUGCUGGAUUAAGAGCUACGAACGAUACAACAGUAAUAUCGAUGCAGGAACAUGUAGAGGAGAAAAAAGAUACAAUAACAGAUCGCGAAGAAGAAACAGAAAAUAAGGACCUAGAAGGAUUACGACAUAGAGCUAAAAAACCAGUAGGUCUUCCAAGAUCAGAUAGUAUUGGUAGUGGUUCCGGUAGAAAAUACCUUGCUCCGACAUUAUCCGAUCCUGCAUCGAUAAGAUCAGAAAAAGAAAAAAUUGCUGCUUCUAAAAAAAGAAAUACUAGAUCAUCUCCCAUAGUUGCAAAAAAUAAUCUGCCGCAUGUAACGGCAGGCAGUGAACAACCUCGUCUAAGAGAAGUGUUUAGUACAAAAAUGUCACCACCGAAAGUUCCCAGUGUUAUGGUAGAAAUUCGUGAAUGGUGGCGAGAACAACUAGCGUAUAGUAGUGAUUCUAGUGAAGAUGAGUUUUAAAAAAUCACACUAGUAAAGUCUGUUGAAUUAAUGAAAUAUUAAAAAACCUAAUGUAU
Ceratosolen solmsi marchali is the source of this 5368-nucleotide messenger RNA. It is a transcript of the gene na, whose product is annotated as sodium leak channel non-selective protein na. Gene Ontology annotation, molecular function: monoatomic cation channel activity. Gene Ontology annotation, biological process: transmembrane transport; monoatomic ion transport; positive regulation of synaptic transmission, cholinergic. The record is from RefSeq and is a predicted model, not a curated record. NCBI's taxonomy places the organism in Eukaryota, Metazoa, Arthropoda, Insecta, Hymenoptera, Agaonidae. Gene Ontology annotation, cellular component: plasma membrane. The transcript is spliced from 27 exons. The coding region runs from base 75 to 5312 and encodes 1745 amino acids.